CUCAAAAUGGCAGACGAAUUUAAAAAGUUUGUCCUUACCAUCAUCAUAAUAUCUCUCCAAUACCAAGAGACACCAGGGCACUACAAUACAGGACUUUCAGUUGUACCAUAUGACAAUGGCCAGUAUGAGAUACAUGUUAAUAACAUAACCUGGCUGAGGAAUGCACCAACAUUCUGUACAAUAAAUGGUGCAAAAUACGAAGAUGGCUCAAAUCUGAAAUUGGUGUCAUUCCACAAGGACACUGGGAGUUUUGAUAAGUUAGGGCCUUACCAGGAUUAUAUUUACACAUAUAAUGCAGGAGGUGUAACAGUGUCAGCAACUAUCAGAGACUUUUGGCUCAAUUCAACUGUUGUGUUUAUCCAGGAGUACCCAGAGGGAGCUAGGGGCACAUCAACUGGGAAGGAACAUGGUGUUAUAUUUGGAUUCCCUAACUUCAAGGUAGAAGAGCUUGGCUUAAACAGGGGCUAUGUUUCAUAUGGUGGAAUAUUCAUUGGGGACAUACAGAAACAAUUUGGCAGGUGGAAAGAUGACACAACCUUCAUUAAAUAUGGAUUGGAUGGAGGUCCUUUAAGUAUCAUCGACAAACAGAAUAACGUUCUGUUUAUUUCCCCGUUUGACAAUUUCAUGGCAGCUAACAACUAUCAUGAUAAGUUGUUUGGCGGAGCAGUCAGCUGGGGCAUUAUGGGAAAGGUCAACACGAUCCCAAAAGGGUUUAAAUACAGCACAAUUUUACAUUAUGGUAGCCAAGGUUACAACAAGGCUGUUGAGAGUUGGGGUAAGGUGAUGAGACAGUGGAAUGGUAAAUGGAACCUUAAUGCUAUGAAGAAUGACAUCACUAUUAACUAUCUUGGCUACUGGACAGAUAAUGGUGCUUACUACUACUACAAUACUGUACCAAACAGAACUUAUGAAGAAACUAUCUUGGAUGCGAAGGCUUAUGGGGAUAAAUUAGGAAUCCCAUAUAGGUAUCUGCAAUAUGAUUCAUGGUGGUACCCAAAGGGGACCCUAAAUGGUGCUAUUUCCUGGGAUGCCAUGCCUCAAAUAUUCCCCAAUGGAUUAGAAUACAUCUACAAUAAAACCAAGCUACCUGUGAUAGCACAUAACAGAUGGUGGUCUUCCAAAGUUAAGUAUGCCAAAGACAAUGGAGGGAAAUACAAUUUUAUCAUAGAAAAGUUCAAAUCCAUGCCAGAUGAUGAACAGUUUUGGAUAGAUCUCUUGGCCCACUCCAAGACAUGGGGCCUAGUUACAUAUGAACAAGAUUGGUUGAAUGUUGAGUUCAGUGGAAUGGAGCGUGCUAUAAGUGACCUUGACCUUGGGUCACGUUGGUUGACUCAGAUGGCACGUGGAGCUGCAGCGAACAAUAUGACAAUACAGUAUUGUAUGGCACAGGUCAGAGAUGGCCUACAGAGUCUAACACUUCCAGCAGUUACUCAGGUGAGAGUGAGUGAGGAUUACUCCCCAGGCUGGGAACAGUGGAGGAUUGGCUUCUCAUCCAUAUUAGCAUAUGCUCUUGGACUAGCACCAUAUAAGGACACAUUCUGGUCUACUACAAAACAACCAGGGAACCCCUAUGGAAAGACAGAACCUUAUCCUGCCUUGAAUGCUGUGGUGUCUACGCUAAGUACAGGCCCAGUAGGUGUCGGAGAUAUGAUUGGUGGAACAAACAAAACACUUGUUAUGAUGUCCUGUAAUGCAGAGGGUCUUUUACUUAAACCAUCUAAACCUGCCACAGCUAUUGAUGCACAAAUAAUAGAGUCAGCCUACCAAGAUGGGGAGGGGCCUGCGGGAGAGGUGUGGUUUACAUACACCAGUAUAGGACCAGAUCCUGAAGUGACUGACAUUUGGAGGUUUGGAAUCCUCCUGGCAGCUAGCAUGACUAAUAAUUAUGAUGUCCCUUUGUCUCAAAUGGAUCUUUUAACACCUCAAAAGUACAGAGUUUACUAUCUAUCAGGACCCCCAUCCAAGGAAAAUAUUCACAUCCUCCCAGACUACCUGAAUGAUGCGCCUAUCAAGCUGACACCAAGCUGUACAGAGAUGUCAUUCUGCCUGUAUUACGUGACACCUGCAAUAUACAUGAUGUCAGUGCACCAAGAGGUUCUCAUUUUAGGUGAGCUGGACAAAUGGGUGCACAUGUCUGCUCAACGUGUCAUUUCAAUCCUCCAAAUGAAUGUCACGAUUUAUGUAAAGAUAAAAGGUGUCGCUGGGGAGAAGUUUUCUUAUUAUAAGAACAAAGAGGUUAUCAUUCUGGGCGAGAUCACAAAAUGGACUCACAUUUCAUCUCAACGUCUUAUUUCACUUGAUGGUGGAAACAUCAGCUUGACCCUUACCAUUAAGGGAGUUUAUGGGGAAACAUUGAGGUUUUGGUAUGCCAUAAACCAACAACUGGACUACCUCAAUGUUACUAUACCCGAGAAGGGACAGACACUUGUGCAGAUAUUUGUCUAUCCUGGAUAA
This is a messenger RNA of Owenia fusiformis, 2454 nucleotides long. The record is from the annotation of a GenBank genome assembly. Lineage: Eukaryota; Metazoa; Annelida; Polychaeta; Sabellida; Oweniidae.